This is a messenger RNA of Papaver somniferum (opium poppy), 2267 nucleotides long. RefSeq names its product zinc finger protein BRUTUS-like At1g18910. Lineage: Eukaryota; Viridiplantae; Streptophyta; Magnoliopsida; Ranunculales; Papaveraceae. The record is from RefSeq and is a predicted model, not a curated record. Bases 61 to 2238 code for a protein of 725 amino acids. The transcript is spliced from 7 exons.
UUAGAUAAGGUUGAGGUUGGGGGAAGCACUAAUAGUAGUACAAUUGGUACUGUUAGGGUUAUGGAUGCUCCGACUCUCAUUUUUGUAUCUUUUCAUAAAGCUUUUAGGGCUGAACUUGAAGAGCUUCAUCGAAUUACUUUGUCUUUCUUGGAGAUUAAUGGGUUUCCUGGACGUGAUUUGAUUCUUGAUCUUCUUUAUCGGUUUCGAUAUCUUCAACUUGUUUAUAAGUAUCACUCAGCUGCUGAGAAUGAGGUUAUCUUUAAAGCCUUGGACGAACGUGUAAAAAACAUUGAAUGUUCAUAUUAUCUUGAACAUAGAACCAUAUAUGAUCUUUUUGAAUCAGUAUUCUGGUGGUUCAGUUCAUUGUUGGAGGCUGAUGGAAAUUUUUCACUACCACUUCAAGAACUGGUGAACCGUGUUUACUCAUUGCAGUCCUUCAUUUGCCAGCAUAUGCUCAAAGAAGAAGAACAGGUUUUUCCUUUGCUGAUUCAGUUCUCCUUGGAAGAACAGGCUUCACUUGUUAGGAAGUUUAUUUACAGUGUACCUAUAACGUUGUUGGAAGAUAUGUUACCAUGGAUGGCAUCCUGUCUUCCUAAAACUGAACAGGACGAUUUUGCGCUUUGCAUUAAAGCAGUUAUUCCAAAAGAGAAUCUAUUACAAAAGGUUCUGAUAUCCUGGCUCGUUAAGAAAAGACAACCAACUUCCAAAGCCUCCAGCAUCCCUGAAAGUGGAAAUUUGGUUUUAAGCUCUAAUGAAGCAUUAUGCUUGAAGGAGUUUCUAAAGGCAUACUUGUCUGGCAAGAACUUACCUGGGAAGGUCUGCAGUGGAAUAAAAUCAGAUCAUACCGAACAUACUGCUAAAUGUCAUCCUAUUGAUGUUCUUCAUGUUUGGCAUGGUGUUAUCAGUAAGGAUUUGAACAAAAUUCUAGAGGACCUACAAGAUACAAGAGGAUCCAGGACUUAUUCACAUUUAUCUUCAAUAUGUAGCCGGUUAAAGUUCUUUGUAGAUGUCCUCGUAUUCUACAGUGCUGCCUUGGAGAAAGUAUUCUUCUCAGUAUUAAAUGAACUUGUGGAUGAGCCCUCAUCUUUCUCGUAUGGAAGGUUUCCAGAUGACUCACAGAUUGAAGGUCUCUUUCAAGCUCUACAGAAUUUCAGUGCACAAAAUAUUACGUUAUCCUCCAGCCAUUUGGAGAAGUUGGGGUCGCAAUUGGUCUCUUUCAUAGAGGGGAUCAGUGUGCACUUUGCUUUUCAAGAAUCUGAGGUUUUGCCUCUCAUCCGCAAGCACUGUGAUUAUGAAAUGCAGCAGAGCUUGUUGUAUAAGAGCUUGCAAGUGAUGCCUCUUGGGUUGUUAAAAUGUGUGAUAAGCUGGUUGUCAACCCAUUUAACCAAAGACGAAUCAAAUGCUAUAACUUGCAGCAUGAAGUCAGCAGGAUCUGUAAGUGACGUAUCUUUUGCUUCUCUCUUGAACGAGUGGGUCAGCAUUGAAUGUUCAGGUAAAACAGCUAUUAAAAAAUUCAGACAUGAGUUAUACUAUAUGUUCAAUAGCAUGCGUGCUUUCCUUAUGGAGGAUUUAGAAGUUCAUCAACGCCAGAAGUCUCAUUCUGCUCAGGGAAAACUAAAUUUUACUGCUAUGGCCAAGAAAAAUGUAGGUGACAAUACAUUGUACUCUAGUGAAAUGAAUCUGCAGAUAUUAUUCCCGCAGGCUCUAAGAAACAUACCUCCUUACUCUAUAGUUUCGUUACAGAAUAAGGAUGCCGAUUCUGAUCUUACUCAAGAGUUCAAACCAAUUGACUUCUUUUUUCUCUUCCAUAAGACCCUGAAGAGUGAUAUAGAAUAUCUUAUAGUUGUGUCAGGGAAGAUGGAUUUAAAUCUUAAGUUCCUUACGGAAUUCCUUCAGCGAUUUCAUCUUUUCCGCUUUCUUUACAAAAUCCAUUGUGACAGCGAAGAUGAGAUUGUGUUCCCAGCUGUGGAGGCUAUGGGGAAAUUGCAAAACAUAAGCUUUUCGUGUUCUAAUGACCACAAAUUGGAAAAGGAGCUCCUAAGUAAUGUCACUGAUAUUCUGUAUGAAAUAUGUGAGUUACAUGUUUCCUUUCCUGCUGAAACACCAAGCUUUCUGGAUGGUACACCUCAACAGCGGAUCCUUUAUUAUCGCAGUAUGUGCACAAAGCUUCACGAUAUGUGUAAAACUAUGCGUAUCGCUCUAGAGAAGCAUGUGUUCCACGACGAGAUUCAGGUUUGAUCAUCAUUUUUGGAGUUCUUCUCGUACGA